UGCUGUCAUGAAAAAUUGUAGUCUCCUCUUCUAGCAUUAGCUAGCUCUUGUUUAAUGAGCAAGAAUGAGUUCCAAGCCAACCCCAUCUGGAUCUGGUAGGCAGCAGCAGAACAUAAAAGUUGCUGAUGAUGAUGAAGCCUUUAACAAGCAAAUUAACGAUACUCAUACAGGUGAUGGUUAUCAGUUUUAUGCCAAACUCAAUCCUGAUAUUCUUCAAGUGGUCAAAGACAUCUGUAAUCCUCCUGAAUCAAAUGUGCCGGUCAUUGAUGCAACAGAUUCAGAUGCUUUGCCUUAUAAAACUUACCAAGCAUUAUAUGAAUAUUUCGUUGAUUUGGUCGAUCCUAUUGGUAGCAAGAUGCACGAGGAAUGCACAAAAGAUGCAGAUAAUCAUGCAAUAACAAUAUCAAUAUUGAAAAUAUUAUCUCGCUACUCAUGGGAUGUAAAGGUGGUGAUUGCUCUAUCAGCUUUUGCAAUGAAACAUAGAGAGUUUUGGCUUGUUGCCAAUACUUUCAAAUCAAAUGACCUUGCAAAAUCUGUUGCGUCGCUGAAACAAUUGACUGACGUUUUUGAGAAUUCAGAUCAACACGCAUUAACAGAGAUGAAAAAGCUCAUCAACGUAAUGCUAAAAAUUGCCAAAUCCAUUGUUGAGUUGAAGAAGGUUCCAGCUAAAUACAAUUCAGAAAAUAUCAGUACAGCACAGGCAAAAAUACCAGCCGGCGUCUACUGGACAAUCAGGAGUAUCGUCGCGUGCUGGUCACUAAUUAAUGGUUUUACGGGGCAUCGGCACUUAUUAGCAACAGAUGCCAAUUGGAAGCUGUCAACGUUGAAUGUCGAGCUAUCAGCUCGAUUGAAGAUCUUGAGCAAAAACCUCCGUGAGUUUUUAAAGUUCAAAUUAACAAUUGAUGAAAUAAAACAUGUGGAAGCUUACGAGAAACUUGUAAGUUUGUUUGAGACGAAGGAAAAUGACGUUGUCAAAAUUCUCGAAGCAUUACUACCUGGUCCUCGUAAAAAAGAUCGGAAGCGGCUUGUCAAAGGAACCGAUGAGGUUGACAUUGAUGUCUUGAAGGAAAAAAAUGUGUUACUGCUUAUAUCAGACCUGGAUAUCUUGACAGAAGAUAUUUUUAUUCUUGGACAUAUAAUGCAAGAGAAGUCGCGGCUCAACCCAAUCCCAAAUAUUCAGUUUGAGAUUGUUUGGUUACCGAUUGUAGACCAAGAUGGAACAUCGAAUUAUAAGAGGCGAUUUGAGGAAAAACAGGUUCAAAUGAAUUGGUACUCAUGCCUCCCUAUCCCGGUUGAUGGUGCUGUGGUUAAGUAUGUUAAAGAAAAAUGGCAGUUUGGACAGAAGACUAUUAUUGUGGUUCUUGAUUCACUUGGACAAGUUGUCUGUCAAAAUGCACUCCAUAUGAUGUGGAUUUGGGGCACUCGGGCCUUUCCUUUCACUGAGGAACGUGAAGAAGCUCUGUGGGAUCAGAAUACAAGUUGGAAACUUGAUCUCUUGUUCGAUGGCAUUGAUAAAACAGUCAUGGAUUGGGGGGAAGAAGAAAAAUACAUAUGCAUCUAUGGAGGAGAUGAGUUGGACUGGAUUCAAAAAUUUACAAAGAAAGCAAGAGAUGUUGCAGAUGAUGCAAAUAUACCAUUAGAAAUGGUUUAUGUAGGUAGAAGGAACUCAAAGGAACGAGUUAAAAAGAUCAUCGAGACUAUCGAGAGCGAAAAGCUAAGCCGCUCCUUGCAAGACCAACGUUUGAUAUGGUAUUUCUGGGUUAGAAUUGCAAGCAUGUGGUAUUCCAAGAAUCAACUUAAAAAAACAACUGAAAAUGAUCCUACAAUGAAAGAAAUCAUGAAAAUGCUCAUCUUUGAUAGUGAAUCUGGUUGGGCUAUUUUCACCCAACGAUUAAAGAAGGAUCAAGGAAUGAAGGACAAUGAGAUGAAGGACAAUGAGAUGAAGGAAAAUGUGAUGAAGGGUAAAGAGAUGAAGGAUUCUGAGAUAAGGGUUGAAGCUAAAGGAAAUAUAAUCUUAACAUGUCUGGAGAAUUAUAGUAGAUGGAAAGAUCUAAUACAAAAAAAGGGUGGUUUCGUGCAAGCACUUAGAGGUGAGAUUCAAAAAGAGGUAAAAGCAGCGAAAAGUCACUGUAAUCGGCUUGCGCUCCCUAAUGAUGAAGGAAAAUUGCCUCAAAAGAUAGUUUGUGCAGAUUGUCCCAAAAAUAUGGAAAAAAUGAUAAUGUACAGGUGUUGUGAUUAAGAGAUAAUAAUAAUGAUUGUGCGAUUAAUCAAUUAAGAAAUAUUUUAUUACCGUAGAAGGGGUUUGUACUGCCUUAGUUAAUUAUAAUUUGUUGUUGUACUAAGCGAGUUGAUUAUCAAUGAUCUUUUCUGUUUGAAAUUUCUAGCA
Molecule: messenger RNA, 2386 nt
Organism: Jatropha curcas
Lineage: Eukaryota; Viridiplantae; Streptophyta; Magnoliopsida; Malpighiales; Euphorbiaceae
Product: protein SIEVE ELEMENT OCCLUSION B
Biological process (GO): phloem development
Source: RefSeq, a predicted model, not a curated record